Molecule: messenger RNA, 1573 nt
Organism: Heteronotia binoei (common prickly gecko)
Lineage: Eukaryota; Metazoa; Chordata; Lepidosauria; Squamata; Gekkonidae
Gene: PTX4
Product: pentraxin 4
Exons: 3
Coding region: 1-1566 (521 amino acids)
Source: RefSeq, a predicted model, not a curated record
AUGGGGCUGGGGGCCCUGGGACACUCGCUUGUCCUGUUGGUUCUGGCUGGGGUCUGUCUCCAGGGCGUCCAACUGCAGCAGAGGAAGCCGUUCUUCGAAAGAUUUCGGAGACUGGAAGAGCAGUUUCGCCGGUUUCAAGAAGUCUCCCUGGUGCGCCUGCAGGAGAUUGCCGCCAAUUACAACGUGUCCUCCAACAUCGACGCCAGCUUCCGGCACCUGGAGGACAAACAGGAGGCCCUGGAGUCCGCUGCCAACUCGACCCACGCAGCCCUGCAUGAGGAGCUGCAGCACCUGAAGAGCUGGGUGAAGAAACUGCAGAACAAGACCAAGAGGGCAGCCUCGAGGGUCCAGGCCCUGGAAGAGUCCCGGCAGGAGAGAGACCAGCAGAGGGCGGCUGAAAGGAAGGCGCAGCAAGCCCUCCUGUCCAACCUGACUCAAGAAGUCGCCAGGAGCUGGGAGGACACCCAAGCCUUACGGUUCAGCCAGGGGAGCCUGCGGAAGGUGCUGGAAAGCUUGCAGGAUGCCCUGAAGAACCAGGGAGCCAAGCUGGCCGAGCUCGAGCAGCUGGCGAAGACUCCCCCGGAGCACAACGAGGUCCUCUUGCCCAGCGCCCUGGCUGCAGCCCCCCUGCUGAACCGGAACCCCACGGAGAAGGAGCCGGAAGCAGCUGCCGGCCAGAGUCCCACCUUGAAGAAGCUGCGGGCCAAGCACCGGCAGAGGAAGAGGCUGCAGCAGAAGAGCCGCCGUCUGGUUGCCCAGGCCCAGAACGAAUCCCUGUCAGGCCAGAAGCCGCCCCUGCAGGAGAAGGAGCCGGAGGCACCCCUAAGGGUGGAGCCCCGAGGAGGCCUCAGGCAGGAGCAGCUGGCCAUGGACAAGGCCCCCGAAGAGCAGGAGCUCCCCAAAGCCCCUCGUCCCCCGGGAACAAUCUGCAACGUGGGCUCCAUGCUGGUUUUCCCCAACGCUUCCACGGAGAACUUUGUGGACUUUGGGCCGAGCUUCCACACCGGACUGCUGGAGCUCAGCCUGUGCAGCUGGGUGAAGACCAGCGCCGGCUACCUGGGCACGACCCUGUCCUACGCCACCGAAGACAAUGACAACAAGCUGGUGCUGCACGGCAGGGAUGCGGCCCCCCGGAACGCCAUCCACUUUGUCAUCGGGGACCCGGCCUUCCGGGAGCUGCCGGUGGGGCGUCUCCUGGACAGUCAGUGGCACCACCUGUGCCUCAUCUGGUCCUCCAUCCAGGGCCGGUACUGGUUCUACGUGGACAGGCGGCUGGCUUCUAUGGGCUCCAGGUUCCAGAAGGGCUACGAGAUCCCCGCCGGAGGGUCACUCGUCCUGGGCCAGGAACAGGACACCCUCGGUGGGGGGUUUGAGCCCUCGGAGGCCUUUGUGGGGUCCUUGGCCGGUUGGGCCAUGUGGGACCGGGCGCUGUCGCCGGGGGAGGUCUCCAGCAUCGCCAUUGGGGACGGCCUCCCUCGGGGCCCAAUCCUCUCUCUGGCAAACGUCACCAGGCUCAGCGGGGCUGUGCAGAAGGUGAGCUGCAGCUGCCUCGAGCACUGCCUGUGAGACAUCG